This is a messenger RNA of Drosophila kikkawai, 684 nucleotides long. RefSeq lists its product as uncharacterized. NCBI's taxonomy places the organism in Eukaryota, Metazoa, Arthropoda, Insecta, Diptera, Drosophilidae. The record is from RefSeq and is a predicted model, not a curated record.
AUGGUCCAGAGGUUUUUUGCCUGGCUCUUGCUGCUCCUAAUGGCGGCUUCCACCAUCGUUCUGGUGGCAAGUCACACCAAAGCUAAUUAUAGUCCGUAUGGAAGUGGUAACAGCACUAGCCUGGGCCACAGUAAUACCCCAUUGAGUCGCUCGAAGCGAUUGGCCAUCUAUAAUGGCCAGGGAAUUGUCAAGCUUGUACCCAGUUUAGCUUAUCCGGUGAAGCAGACCGACAAGGAGCAGUCCUUCUGGUGGUUCUUCAACUUUCAGGGUCAGUGGAUUCCCACCACCAUUCCCAUUUACUGGUGGAGCUUUUGGAAUACCACCGCCUUUGUGUCCACCGCUCGUGAGUGGCGCAAGGACAUGAAGUUGAAGCUCACGCACGACGAGGCCCGAUCCUGGGUCUAUAAUGCCAUCGAAGUGGGCAUGGAACAGCUAGACAAGGAGAACGGAGCCACCUGCCUGCUAAGGAGUAUCUGCGAGAUCUCCCAGAAGCCCUUCCAGAGCAGCAAUAUUUUCAGCGAGAUUGUUAACGCGGUGCUAGUACCGAGCCUGGAUAAUGUAGCUGAAAAGUAUCUCCACGCACGUAACGCAGGACGUGGUGGAGCCGACUGCGAACGGACCUACAGUGACUGCAACCCGUUGCUAUGGAUUCUAGUCAAAAACAUGGCCAAGAAUCCUUUUUGA